CACGCACGGAUCUGUCUCUCUCCAACUGCUGCGAUUCCGUCAACCGCUGAACUUCCUUCAACUGCUGAUCCUCUCUCGUCUGCUACACGUCCUUCAACUGCUGCACACCACCUUCAACCGCUGAACAGCCUUCAUCUGUUAAACCUCUUUCAAGUGCUGCACAACCCUUCAGCUGCUGCACUUGCUGCGAACGAUGGCUCCAAGGACAUCACUGAUUGUCGUCGCUUCUGCGCUUCUAUGCUUCGUUUCCUUCGUCCCUGGACCCGGUGGCGUGUGCGGCUCGACUGGGAUGAACGGCACCCAGACACCGCAGGGGGAUUCCCUUCUGCAGCAAUGCACGGACAUGAUAACCACCAACGCGCAGUUCUGCAGCGUGGCCGAGACGUGCUGCAUUUUCGGCGUGGACCAGACCGGCUGGAUCGCCGCCGCCGUGGGCUGGUCGCUGGCCUUCCUCGUGCUCAUCGUGUCGUGCGCCUGCCAGCUCCACUCCAUACACCCCGAGGCCUCCAAGCGAAUUCGUCUGCGGGAAGGGGGGGCCACGAGCUAAGGAAAGAAAGGCCAGUCCCGCCCCCCGCAAUUCCACCUUUCCCUCUGACAGUGCCGGAUUAUCCUCGUAGCAAAAGUGGCUACAUGUGUAGCUACGGGCCCCGCACUUUCAAGCGCCCCGCGCUACACGCUUUCAAGCUAUCAA
Petromyzon marinus (sea lamprey) is the source of this 691-nucleotide messenger RNA. RefSeq names its product transmembrane protein 213 (gene TMEM213). Lineage: Eukaryota; Metazoa; Chordata; Hyperoartia; Petromyzontiformes; Petromyzontidae. The record is from RefSeq and is a predicted model, not a curated record.